AUGCCAGUUUACCACGUUGUGCUUUUUCGCCUCAAGGCAGGCGUAACCCCAGCCCAAGUUGAGACAUGGGCACAAACAGCCAGGGGGUUAGUUGGAAAGAUUCCCGGGCUUGUCUCGCUCGAAGCAAAUACUCCGCUGCCAAUCUGUUUGCCUCGCUCGAAAGGAUUUGAUAUGGGACUGGUGGCCGUUUUGGAGAAGAAGGAGAAUGUGGCGGAAUAUGCUGUGCACCCCGCCCACAUGGAAGUCCACAGAAUGCGGGAAGAGCUAUGCGAGGAUACUUUGGCUUAUGAUAUGGAGUUCUAA
This is a messenger RNA of Penicillium longicatenatum, 303 nucleotides long. RefSeq names its product Dabb family protein. The record is from RefSeq and is a predicted model, not a curated record. The coding region runs from base 1 to 303 and encodes 100 amino acids. Lineage: Eukaryota; Fungi; Ascomycota; Eurotiomycetes; Eurotiales; Aspergillaceae. The transcript is spliced from 4 exons.